GCUGGUAUGAUCGCACACAGUUGAUAAAUAAGUAUACUGUUUCUGCUUAAAAGGUACAACGAGUUGACUCAGUUAUCUCCGGUGUCACUCGUCGUUAAAUCAGAGAAAGAAAAAAGAAACCUUUUUCUUUUCUCUCACUGUUGACAGUCGACUUCCCCCUACGAUUUCAUUUCACGGGUCAAACUAAUGGCGAGUGAAAAGCUUAUUACUACAGAGACCGUUGCUCUCACGGAGAAGAAAAUGGACAUGUCUUUAGAUGCCAUUAUCAAGAUGUCAAAGAGCAAUACCAAUAAUAAUGUCAAUAAAGGCAAGAAACACAGAGCAUCGAAUAAAAAGGAGAGUUUUAAUAGUGCUGCCAGAAACAGUACGGUAAAAGCUCAGCGUUAUAUGGACUCACGGUCUGAUCUUAGACAGGGUGCUUUUGCUAAGAGAAGGUCAAGUUUCCAAGGAAACCACUUUUCUGUCACAACGAACAUUGCUAAUACGAAUCAAUCGAGGUUCAUUACUCCACCAGCUCAGUAUGGUUCUGCACCAAGAGGGUUUGUGGCCAAGCAGAGGGAGAAGAUAGGGGAGAAGCAAGCAAAUGGAGGAGGACAGAGGCAAGGGCCUCAAACGCUGGACUCACGGUUUGCGUACAUGAAGGAAGAGAGGAUGAAAAUGAAAAGGUUUGCAGAAAAGGGUGGCAAUGUAGUCAAGAAUGGUGCUGGAUUGCAGUACCACCAACAGCAGCAGCAGCAACGUCCCUGGGGCAGAAGAGCCACAAGAUUCCCCAACUGAUUUAUGUGAUCCGCAGCGUUCGGAUGAAUAUAUAUUUGCUAUUCAUGUAGUUUGGUUUGGAUUCAGUGUUUGAACUAGUGUACAACAUUCAUUUGUGAAUCUCUCUCUCUCUCUCUCUUCUUGAAGACUAGCAGAAGAGGAGAUAUUGAAACUUGGUUGUACUUGGUGUGUUCAUUGGUCAGGGAGGGAUUUGGAUAUUGACUAUUUUGGCCUAAAGAUCACUGAGUUAUAUGUUUGCUUCAUGA
This is a messenger RNA of Raphanus sativus (radish), 1022 nucleotides long. RefSeq lists its product as uncharacterized. The transcript has 7 exons. The record is from RefSeq and is a predicted model, not a curated record. Lineage: Eukaryota; Viridiplantae; Streptophyta; Magnoliopsida; Brassicales; Brassicaceae. Bases 187 to 777 code for a protein of 196 amino acids.